Molecule: messenger RNA, 3269 nt
Organism: Stegastes partitus (bicolor damselfish)
Lineage: Eukaryota; Metazoa; Chordata; Actinopteri; Pomacentridae
Gene: arhgef33
Product: Rho guanine nucleotide exchange factor (GEF) 33
Exons: 17
Coding region: 109-2586 (825 amino acids)
Molecular function (GO): guanyl-nucleotide exchange factor activity
Source: RefSeq, a predicted model, not a curated record
AACAAGGCAGGGAAGUGGACUGAGGUCGCUUUGAGCCGGACGAGGACUUCAGAACCGGACGGCUGUGGGAGAACUUGAGCGGAGCGGGCCGAGCGGGACUACCUGAACAUGGAGAAUGGACAGACGGACACAGAGGAGAAGACGGAGGACAUGUCGGAAGAUGCAGAAAAAAACGUAGAAGAAGCUGGACUGGAGAUUGCUCAGCUGCAGGGCCUGGUGGCGGAGCUGCGCGAGGGGCUCCAGGCCGCUCUGACCGAGCUGUGCGAGCUCCGCCUGAGGGACCACGGUCUGGAGGAGAAGCUGCAGGCCCACCAGACCGACGUGGACGACAAGAUAAUGGGCCUCAAGAACUCACUCAACACAUUCAAGGAGGAGCUGAACGUGGCCUUGUUCCACAUUAAGGACGUCGCCAGCCGACAGAGAGACGUGCAGAGGAGGAUAGAGCUGCUGCAGUCAGAAAACUACAAAGAUGUCAUCUCUGCUCCACACAGCAGAAAAGGCUCCAAGGCCGACGUGCUGACGACAGCCGGGGACGAGCACAUCUGUACGCCCAGCCAAUCAGAGCUCAGCGUCAUCCAGCACUUCUUCUCCAACCUGCCGCACAGCGUGUCUCCACAGAGGAGCAGCACCUCCACACAGACGUCCAGCUCUGAGCAGGACGCUCAGCAGCAGCAGCAGAGAGGUUGUCCGUCCAGAUCUCCGGUGUGGGGGGACAGAAACAACGGCAGAGAAGAGACAGAGACGCCCAACAGCCAACCUGAAAACAAUAAGAGGCAGAGAGCGGCGCUGGAGCUGCUGGAGUCAGAGAGAGUCUACGUGUCUCAUCUGUCUCUGCUGCUGAAGGCCAACAUCUCCUUCAACGGAUCAGAAGCUCUCACCACCAAGGACAAACGUCCGUUUCCCAGCUCUCUGAGGUUUCUGAUCCAGCAGCACCUGGAGCUGCUCCACACUCUGCAGGAACGUGUGCUCAAGUGCCAGUGGCAAGGCAUCAUGGGAGAUGUGUUCAUGAGGCUCACCAGCAAAGAGAGCGAUUUCUUGGACUUCUACGUGUCCUACCUGAAGGAGCUUCCAGACUGCCUGGCGGUCGUCACCAUGCUCGCCUCCAGCUCCGUCAAGUCUUCUGCCUUCGUGGAGAGCGACAUCCUGGGCGACGAAUCCAAACCGUCCCUCCACACUUUGCUCCUUCAGCCGGUCCAGAGGAUCCCUGAGUAUCUGCUGCUGCUACAGGGGCUGCUCAGGCAGACAGAUGCAGAUCAUCCAGACUACUACCUGCUGCUGGUUUGCGUCCAGCAGUUCAGGUCCUUCACGGCUCAGUAUCACCACCUGCUGCAGCACAACCAGGAGCUGCUGCUGCUCAACCGCAAGGAGGUGAAGAGGUCCACCAUGAAACAGCUGCUGAAGACCGUAGAGAGUGGAGUCCAAGGAAACAACAUCGGCUCACCGUACCCCUGCAGCAGCGCAAUGCUCGAUCAUGCUAACCAAGUGAAGCGCAGAAAACAGUGUCUUCUGGAGCAGAUUCAGUCCCACCGUUUCCAGGACUGGGAUCGAGACCAAGAUCCUGAAGCUCAUUGUUACGACACAGAGUGGCCCUCACAGCUGCCACUCUUCAGCCCCGAUCUGGACUCAAGGAACCACAAACCAACAGGUCUUGGCAUCAUCCCAGAGAGUGAGGCGUCUGACAGGUCCAUGUCCUGCCAGCAUCAUCUUUCCUCCAGACCUGCAGAGUUUCGUCAGGUUCAGCCGGGCUCCGCUCUGGCCGACGCCCUCGGAGAGUUCCUCCUUCCUCCAGACCCUCCGGGGAUGGAGAGUCUCUACGAGGAGGACGGAGGCUCCCUUCACGAUGCAUCUUUGUUCGACCACUGCUCGUCCGCCUCUUCGGAUUCCUCCAUUGACAUUGCCUUUGUGAAGUGCCCCAAAGCCCCCUUGGCGUCGCAUCACGCGGUCGCAGCGAACGUGUCGACGACCCGCGACGUCUUUGGUAACGGUGGAAGCCAAGGGAACGGGUACAGCAAGCUCCCCAACCGGGGCUGCGUGUCUCCGGAUGAAGCUGUGAUGAUGCGCCGCUAUCAGCAUCGCCCCCUUCAAGCCAGCCAGCGUAAGAGCAAGUCGCUGAAUGGGCUGCAGCUUGAGAACACAGUGAACGAUAGCGGCCCUCUAUCGGACCACCUCCAAAGGGUGGGACUGGGCAGCCAUGCCAAGCUGGAGCGCCAGGGCAGUAAGGGCAGCAAAGGAAGUUCCACCCCGUCGCGAAAGGUCCAAACCCCCCUGACGAACCGAGUGGAUACCGACAAACAGAACCCAGAUCUACACGGGCUGCUCAGCAUUGACUCUGGGAUCCAGUCAUGGGGCGAUGAGUCAAAAUGGAGGACCGGAACGGAGGAGAACAACCACACCCAGUUCAGUGAGAGGAGUCGCAAGGACAAAGGAGGCUUCAGGAGCUCUUUCAAGAAGCUCUUCAAGAAGAAGACCGGCGAUGACAAGAAGGACAAGGGAGGUGAGAAAACACCAGAACACCAAAACAACGGCGAUCACGAGAAAAGUUCCAAAGCGGCACAUCUGGACAUAAACCGCGGAACAGCUGUGUGAAUAAACAAAACAAACAAAUAUGCAAUAAAAUACAAACAUUUCAACGUACAAACUAAUAAGUAUAAAUGCUGUAUAGAUGCUGUACAGGUAUAAGCUACUGAGCUCAGCAACUCUUCCUCUGAAUGUGUAUAAAUGUGAUUUUUAUUGGAGAAACAAAAAUCCUGCCCCUGACCUUCUCACUGAGGGAAAGCACUUGAUAUGUUAGAUUGUUUUUUUUUUUUAAUUGGUUGAAUUUUUGCUUGUAAUCAGUGUUAUUUUGCCAAUUUAGUCAUAAUUUUAAUUGACUUCCUGCCACUUAUAAGAGAAUAAACCUUUUUUAAUCAUUUAACAUGUAAAUAUAUGAUUACACUUGACCACUAGAGGGCGCAUUCAUCCCGACACUGUAGAUAUUCCUGCUUUCUUUCUGUUUUCUCAAAGAUUUCCAGGAAACUAACCCAUUUCUUCUCCUUUCCGUCCCUUUGUGAAGUUGUUUGCACUCUAACUUUUAAAUCUGUGCAAACUUUAAACGGAGCCCUUUUCACUCCAGCUUCCACUUUUCCAUUUUGUCGCGUAUACUCAGGAGGACGUGUGAUUCGUGUACGUUUAUUUUGUUUAAACACUGAAACGGUGAUUAUUUCUAUGCACUGAACUGUUUUGUCGAGCGAGAGGAAUGUGACGAUGUUCAAUAAAAAGCUAAACACUGA